AAAGAUCAUUUUCGUCGCGACACGAAUCGUGUGCUAAAUCCUUUAUGCAAAUAUCAUGUUUUGUUCCUUUUGCAUGCUUCCCCAUAUUUGCGUUCCAUUAAAAAUGUCAUUAUAAAUGUUUAUACGAUAGUACUGGAUUAAUAAAAAGCCAUAUGUGCUUUUGAAGAACAAUAAUUUUUUAUCUGGUUUUGUUAAUUGUUCCUGCGAUAUUAGUUGUUUAUGUUCACGUUAAAAUGAGAUUAUUCGUGCACGCAUCGAUGAAAUUAACGUUAAUAAAUUAGCGCUUAGUAAUUGUUUCGUGUAAUCACAGCAUAUCGUAUCUAUAAUCGACGGAAAUAUCGAAAACUGAAAACCAAAAACAACUACCUAGAUGGCGUGGAAGAGACGAAGCAAAUAAGAGGCGCAGGUGUGGAUUGAAAAUUGGCAAUACUAUGAAUCAGUGUGCGGACACAUAUACACAGGUGGGAGUCAUAUGCGUCAGCAACAGGUGGUUAAAGUCGCGAGAAUACGUUCUCGCUUUUUUUUUGUUUUCAAUGUAAGUUAAGUCUACAGAAAUACUUAAAAGUUAUGCAAGCACGCAAAUUGAUCUGUUCAACAUUCAAGAUAGGCACGUUAGGUCGUAUUUAGGUCGACGAGUCGAUGAUCUAGCCGAUGAUGGGUGCGAUUCGAAGGCAUGCAUCGAAUACGUUACUUCUCGGAAGUAGCAGACAACCUCGAAAUAUUGUUCGCGCGUAAACUCGCCUACUCUUAGAGAAAGAGGCCUCACCACAAAUUUAAAUAUUGAAAAGCUACCUCUUUUUAUGCGUACUAUUUUCAAGAUUUGUGCAACAUCAACCAUCAUCGAUACAGCGUUUAUUUUGGGAAUAAGAUGAUCAUGCGAGCAAUGGUACAACAUUCUUUAGUCAAGUCCAUUCAAGAACGUAUGUAUUUCAUUGACGAUUCUUUUAAACACUGUACAUGUUUCUUUUGUAUAUACGUAUUCGUGUCAAAACAAUGCAUCGCGAAGAGGUUAGGUGUUAAUAUUUCCUUUUCUUUUUAACCUUUGCGUAGAUUAAUUGAUUUUACGCGACCAUGAUUGAUAAAUACACGUGUCUGUAUUUAUUUUGCAUGGGAAAACGUACCUAUACAAAUUUCGUACAACUCGAGAGCUUGUACUUUUUGCUUAUUUUCAAAUGGUGCUAGUUUUUUCUAACUCGUUUAAACGCGUCAGUGAUACUUUGCCGAGUUGCUAGUAAUAUAUAAAUUCGAUUUACGUCCUAGUUUAAGAAACGAGCUUACCGAGAAAAUGAAUUUCAUCUAAAUAGAUCAUCAUAUUUUUUAGCGAGUUAACGUGGUGCUAUGUCACGCGUUCGUAUCGUUUCAUACAGAUACGAACGGGCAUCGAUUUUAAGCUUACAUUUUAUAGAAACAAGUGUAGAAACUACGUAUUAUUGAAGAAGUGUAGAAAAUUAAAAAAAUCAUGGAGAAAUCGCACACAACUAUAUACAUGGAAGGUGACAAUCACCUUUCCGAUUAUUGGCAAGAAUAUCAAAAAAUGAUGGAAGAAACUAAACUGUUGGACGAUUACCUCGAGGAAGAAUGUCCACGUAACUAUGAUGAAGGCGAAGAGGAAGCCGAAUGGUUGCGGACAGCAGGUUUGGGUCAAUUAACCGAAGCAUGGAAAGCGGGCAGAGAAGUACAACCAGAAGAAUUGGGUGCUGCGUUACGUCCUUUGUCUCGAGCACAGGCUGAAGCAGUAAAACGUCGCGUAAAAUCUCUUAAUCAUACGGUAAAACAACGUUUCAAUCAACGUCAACGAGUUCGUAAACCAGACAUCAGAGACGUGUUCAAGGAUGUUGAGGUAUCCAGUACCGGGACAAGAUCGCGUAGCGCUACACCCGAUUCGUUAGAUUCUGUACCAGGAGCGACACCCGAGAGCGCAUCGCCUCCGUCACCGCCAACGGUUGCUUCCAUCGACGAUCAUCAUACAGCUGCUACCGUUCCAAAUUUUGUGUCGGUGUUUCAACGAGUACCAAGCGAGGAGAAAGAAACCGUGCGCAGAACUCCGAGCGCACCGCCUAUACCGAUCGGUACAGUAGCACCGCCGUCAUCGACUUCGUUACCCGUUCAGGAAAUUUUUAGGCGCGCCGGCAAUUGGUUGCGAGGAGACGUUGCCAACGAUUCAGAAGGUAUUCAGCUAACGGGAUACCACAGAUUGGGGACUGUACACGUUUCAAAACCCAUCGUACAAAGACGAAGCGGUAGCGAUCCAAGCGAAGUGGCGAACAUUACGAGUUUAGGUAACGAAUCCGUUAAAAAAUUGAACGCUUCGAAGGAUUCGACAACGAGGAGAAACUCGGGCAGUCACGCAACGGUAACUCGAAGUCACAGCAGCCUGUACGGAUUGACGAGGCCCCAGGACGAAGGUUUGAUAACGCAUCCUUUGAAUCGAACCUCGUCCCACGGUCACUUGAGUUUCGAGGAAAUGUGUCGAGCGAACGAAGUAAAGCCGCAGGCGUGGAAAUCGGAAUCGCUCGCGUCGUCCGACGACGUACAGGACCGAUUAGGAAUAGAAGCGUUGACCCAACGAGAUUUUACCAGGUUACAGCCACUUUUGUGGCUCGAACUCAGCGCGGUUUUCGAUAAAUAUAAUAUACCGUUGAAGAAACGAAAACCAAACAAACGUAAGACGAAAGCUGGAAACUUGUUUGGCGCGUCGUUAUCGACUUUGUUGCUUCGAGACAGUCAGCUGACGUCCGAGGAAAGCAGUAUCCCGCUAGUGUUUCAAAAGAUCCUAAACGAAUUAACGAAACGCGGCGUAAAGGAGGAGGGGAUUCUUCGCGUCGGAGGACACAAGCAAAAAGUCGAAUCGAUAUGCGCGCAGUUGGAAACGGAUUUCUACUCUAAACCCAAAGAAACGGACAAGUUGUUCAAACGUAUAUCGUGUCACGACCUGUCGGCUGUUUUGAAAAAGUUGCUGCGCGAUCUGCCGCAACCGUUGCUCACCGUUGAACUUAUCGACGCCUUCUACCAAAGCCACGGAAUGAAGGAUCGUCGAGAGUUGUCGUAUUCGUUGAACUUGCUGGUGCUAUUACUACCGACGGAACAUCGUUGUACCUUAAAAGCGUUAGUGAAUUUUUUAAGAUUGGUCGUAGAGAAUCAGAGAUCGAAUAAAAUGUCGAUCCAUAACGUUGCCAUGAUCGUUGCGCCGUCUUUGUUUCCGCCGCGAUACAUCCAUCCCCGUGAUCGUACCGACUUGAGCGCUCAGGUUAACAUGGCUGCCAUAUGCUGUCAAGUGACGGAAGCUCUUCUCGUUAACGCGGAUAAAUUAUGGUAUGUACCGAGCGAUCUUUUGAGCCAGUUACACAGACAUUCCGAGGAAGAAAGAUAUCGAAAGUACAAAAAGAAGUAUUACUAACGUUAACCGCGCGUUUACGACGCGAAGAACCCGUAUAUCUUCGAGUCGGUCGCGUACCGUAGGUUUAUCGACCGAUGGCAUUACUCGAGGCGCAGUACGUUCGCCGAGAUAACGCGCGCUCGCGUCUCUUUGUACGCGAUACUUUCGAAAGAAAUUAAGCUUACAACGUUUACGAGCGGCGAUAUCGUUUCGAGUUCGAUACGCGGUCGCGGUAACGUCGCGCAAUAACGUUCCUGGCUGGCGUUACACCGACUUAAAUCAGUUUAAACGAACACCAAAUCAUAAAGAUAAUUUUCAUCCGUAAAUUUUCACACAGCGCUUCGAACAGUUGAAAUUUCUUUACUCGAUUUAUAUCGAUUCGUCGCUAACGAUCAUUCACGCGCGCGCGUGUCCGUAUAGAGCUUCCGUUAUUACAGUAGCGUUUUUAAACCUUUUUUUCUUAUUCGUAAGCGUCGACGAUUAACGCUAGUCGUGCUCGCGUCGACAAGUUGGUUCAAAGCGAAGCGUAAGGAACGAGUCGCGUUUCUUUCGCGACGCCUCGUUUUCAUCGAUGCUUUCUCAUCGUUUUCUACGUGCUAUAGAGCCGUAAAGAGUACUCUCGUCGAGAUAGCCGAGAAUCUCGUUCGGGGAUCCGGUCGUCGGACAAACACGCUCUUACAAGCGUCGUAUCGCUCACAAAUUCUACCCUUCGUUACCGACGUUUAUCGACAAUAACCGAAAGACGAUCGGCGCGUUCGGAUCGAAAUUUUCGACUAGCUCGCGUGCCACGAGUUGCUACGGCUCUAUUUUAUACCGAUGCGCCAUAUUACUUUAAGUAAUUGUACAUAUCACUUGCGUCAAUAAAGUGCCAAAGAAAAUAAA
Molecule: messenger RNA, 4258 nt
Organism: Megachile rotundata (alfalfa leafcutting bee)
Lineage: Eukaryota; Metazoa; Arthropoda; Insecta; Hymenoptera; Megachilidae
Gene: conu
Product: Rho GTPase-activating protein conundrum
Biological process (GO): regulation of small GTPase mediated signal transduction; signal transduction; regulation of actin filament polymerization
Cellular component (GO): cytoplasm
Molecular function (GO): GTPase activator activity
Source: RefSeq, a predicted model, not a curated record